Lymnaea stagnalis (great pond snail) is the source of this 15645-nucleotide messenger RNA. The record is from the annotation of a GenBank genome assembly. NCBI's taxonomy places the organism in Eukaryota, Metazoa, Mollusca, Gastropoda, Lymnaeidae.
ACUCGCAAAAUGGCACCGACCAGGAUAAAAAGCCCGGAAAGAAAACACAGACAGAUAUCUCAACACUAACUUUAAAAUCAAUUGAUUUGCUCAUAGAAAUAUUUGUUUUUGCAUCGAAAAUGAGCAUCAAAGCUUUUGAACUGGUUUCCGCAAUUGAGCGGGUGAAGCUUAUGUCUGAUAAAGCCAAGACACAGGUUUGUUUUGGGCUAGGAUGAGCUCUCUCGUCUUAAACUUAAACUCUAACUUUGUUUGCUGUUAACUAUCAACUACUUAGAGUGAACUUAGACUACUUUACUAGUACUAGGCCUGGGACUAGUGUCUAAACUCAAACUGAUUCCACUAUCCCCAAUCUCUCUUAUUUUGUUUUUAGUCAAAUUUGGGAGAUUUUAAGUUUUACAAAUUUCAAAUACUAACCGACUGCUUACAAUUUAUUACAAUUCUUACAUGUAGAUCUAAGUAUUUUCUAAUUCUAAGUGUGUUGAACGUCCACUCUAUUCAGAACGUCUGAAAACUUGUUGCUCAAACUCAAGCAGCACUGUUAGUUUGAGUUAGUUAAAUAAUUAAAUAAUCUAGCUUAGCCCUCUAAGGUUCCUGAACCAAGUGCCUAAAUGUCCAUCUUGUGACUCUUAUCUCUUUCUUUUGUCUACAAACUCUGACUAUGAACAUCUUAGGCAACAAAGAUGGUUGCCAUGUAAAAAAAUAACGUAGAGUGAACACACGUCUGCGAAAAGGGGGAGGAGAAAGUGAGAAUGUGGUGUUUAAGCUGCAUACCGAGAGAAACGACAUGGCAACAAAGAUGGUUGCCAUGUAAAAAAAAUAAAGUAAAGCAAACACAUGUCUGCUAAAAUGGAAAGGGGAAAGUGAGAAUGUGCUGUUUUAGCUGCAUACCGAGAGAAACGAGAUUAGGAUAAAAAAAUGUAAAUUUAAUGGUCGUCCGCAUUAAUUUUGUGGAAAACAUAGCAACGUAAUUGUAUCCCUCUAUACAUGCAGCAAGAAGUAUAAAUAACCUGCGGUUGCUCCCUUCCCACAACUAAAACGUGUGACGUGUGCUACAGUUACACAUUGUAGUGAGAAAAGUGUAAUAAUAAAGAAAAAAUUGCAAAAUAUUUUUUAAAUAAUGAAAACCCAACUUACACUUGCCUAGAGUCAGUACACAUUUACAUUCAUCCUCUUGUAACAUUAAUUAUAUUUGGCAAUUUUGAAAAGUUUAAUCCUGCACUAUUUAAACACAAAGAAAAAAAAUUGUUUUAUUUUUCUAAUUAAGUUAGGUCCAUUUUAAUUUUACUCUUGUUAUAUUAACAACUCAGUUUAGCCAAGAGUAUGAUUUUGAUGACAUGUAAAUGUAAUGAUACAUUUGUUCUCACAGAUAAUGCAUAGUUUUGUUAUGUAAACUGAAAGCUAAAUCAAUAAAUACUUAUUUCAGAAAAUAGUCAGGUUAAUUUUAUAACAAUAUAUUAUAUGCUAUAUUGUUUACCCAAGAGUAUAAUUUUGUUUAAUAAAAUACAGUCCUUAGUCAUGUGGUCAAAACCAUAUUAUGGCUUAUAUUAGUCAAAUUGGUUGUUAUGUAACUUUUUAAUAAAAGAUUAAUAUGGAAAAAGCUACAAGAAACAAUUAUUGGAAAUUCUGAAAUUUAAAAAGGCAUUAACAAUUAAAAACAUCUUUCCUAUAUGUUUUAAAUGCUGUUUAUUUUCAGAUUGAAUGUCUUGACGUAUGUGGUAAAAAUAUGUACAUAGGAACAAGUGAUUGGUUUGUAAAAUAGAGAUUUAUUACUUUUCUUGAAUAACAUGCUUUAAGAUUAUUUCAAUUAUUUCACCUUUAUAAUGAUUUAAAGAUAAAUUCUGUGCUGCUGGUUGCUGUCCAUGGCUUGACAUGUAAAGGUUCUGGGGUGGGUGGGGUGAAUAUUAUUAUUAUUAUUAGUUAUAAAGCGCUGUACCCAGGCUGGGCUCACCGUGCUGUACAUAAAAAUUUUAGCUAAACAUAAUCGUGACUUAAAAAAGUAACAUACAUUUAUUUAAUAAAAAACAGCUGUGUAACAACAAAACAAAAAUAAAUUUAUAUUCACCCCAUAUAUAUUUGUUUUUUGUUGUUGUUAUAUAGCUGUUUUUUAAUUAGAUAAAUGUAUGUUAUCUUUUAAUGUCAUGAUUAUGUUUGCUUAUAUUUUUAUGUACAGCGUGGUGAGCCUGCCCAGGGCUGGGGUACUGCGCUAUAUAAGACUUCUAAUAAUAAUAAUAACAAUAAAGAUAAAUUCAUAUGUAAAUUUAAGUAAACAAUUUUAUAUUUUUUAAAUCAGUCUUUUAAUUCAUAGUGUGUAUUUUUGUUGUUGUAUUCAACAGCUUUGUAGUACACUAUAGCAUUGAGGAAAAGGUACAGCCUAAUGGACGAGUUACAUUCGUUACAGAAAAACAAGGGCACAAAUUUUUAGUUGUGGUAGGUAGAAGUUAUUUUCAUUCAUUAGGAAUAUUGGACUGUGCUUUAAAAGCUCUUAGCAGAUGGUAUUCAAAAAUAACAAGGAAUUCAUGGGGGUAUUAAAAAAAACAUGUUAAAGAAUUUAUUUAAUUUGGCUGUAACAAAAUCAAAUAAUCCCUCUUGAAGUCCAUAUUCUCACUGAAGGAGUGAAGUUCUAUUGUGCAUGAUGACUGAUUUUUGUGCUUGAGAAAUACUUUACAUGUCUUGGGUUUAAAUUAUUCAGUUGAAAAAUGUUGCCUUGGCAGAAUAUUUAUCCAUGUGCUGAAAAUGAAUAUAUAACAUUUCAUUAAAACACAUUUAAGUUUUUUUUAAUCAAUACAGAAUCUUAUCCUAUAUUUUUUGUGUGCACUCUUUUUAAAAUAAAAGUAAAAAAAUAAUGUAAUGUCGGCUUAAAAUGAUACAUAGGUUCCAUUAAAGCUUAGCUCAACUUCAAUUAAAUUUAUGCUGUUUUUAAUUUUUUUUUUCAAGAAAAAGCCAAUAGCUCAACUAAGGGCAGCCUCGGCACUGAAUCGUAUUAUGGUUUUGUGCGACAACACUCUGACUCUGCUCAACAUGUUUGACCUGGAAGUAAGUAUGGAAUCAACAGGCUUGGAAAUAUAGUGAAAUUAAGUCAUUAGACUUAGAUUAGGGCUGCACUGAGAUAAACGGGUUUGGAAAUGUAGUGAAAUUAAGUCAUUAGAUUAAGGCUGAAAUUAGAUAAACAUGGAAAUAUAAUGAAAUUAAGUCGUUAGACUUAGAUUUGGACUGCACUGAGAUAAACGGUCAAGAAAUGUAGUGAAAUAAAGUCAUUAGAUUAGGGUUGAAAUGAGAUGAACAUGUUUGGAAAUAUAGUGAAUUAGAUUAGGGCUCAACUGAUAAAGCUGAAGUAGAUUAUAAGAUUAUCAGUAUAAACAAGUGGGUUGACCUUCUUUAAUGAAGACGAAAUGUAAUGAGGAAUUUUGUCUAAAACUUGUUUUAAGUGUACUGCAGUCUUAUUGAGCGUUUGUUUCUUCCUCAGCCCAUAGUAACGGGGGCAAAAAUCAAAGGUGUUGUUUGUUUCUGUAUCAAUGAAAAUCCCAUACGAACAAACCCAUUCAGUGUAGAGGUAAGCUUUUUGUACAGUGUGUAAGUUGUCAACUAGCAGAACUAAAAAUAUGCACAAUAACCAAGCUUAGUCACUAUAUAUAAAUAAUUUUUUUCUAAAAUUUAUAAUUUAUAUCUUUAUUUUAAAUGAUAAAUUCCAUUUUCGAAAAAAUAAAAUGUAUUUAAAAAAACUAAGAAGCUUGCAUCAAAAUGUGUCUUUAUUUAUCACAACAAAGAAAAAUAACUUCUUCAAGUGUACAAGCUCGUUGAAAACAUCUUAAGGAAAUAAUAUAAAAUCUGAUAGUGAGGUGAAAAUUUUAAGCCAUUUUCAGCCAAAUUUAGAGUUGAAAAGAAAUGCAUCUAGGUUAUCUUAUAAUGCAUAUCUAGAAAUGUAACUAGGUCAUCUCAUAACAUGUGUAGAAAGGCAACUAAAUAUGUUACAUUAAGAAAUGGCGUCAGCGGGGCGAGUCUAAGACUCUUUAUGCCCCCCCCCCCAAAUUACCCCUCCCCGAUCCGACGUAUUGGGUCGCGGCGCGGCACGUUGGAGAUGCCCACACGUCAGGACGGCCCCCACACGGGCCCCUCACCCAAAUCCCAGUGAGAGGCAACUAAAUUAUCUUAUAAUGCAUGUCUAGAAAUGUAUCUCCAGUUAUUUGAUCAUAUAGAUCUGUGUGGCCCUAAAGAAGAAAAUCAUACAGCUGUACACUGUGACGGAGGACAGAUUGAUACACCUGAGAGACGUCUCUGUACCUGAGCAAGCUUUGACACUUGUGAGUAAACCCAAGAUAAACUAUUAUAAACUAUAUUCUACAGUACUGUGACAGAAGACAGAGUAAUGCACCUGGUAGAUGUCUCUGUACCUGAGCAAGCUUUAACACUCAAGCUUGAUCCUCAGAUAAAUUAUUGAAAACAAUAGGAACCAAGUGAAAGCUGUAUUAUGAAUUUUUAUUAUUUAAAAAGAAACAAUAGCUGAAAAGAUCUUCCCUGUUAACAAAAUAAACCAGAAUAAUUACUGAAAUAAGUGUUUUUUUAAUUAGCUUUCAGUUCAUUUAACAAGUCUGCUGUGUCUGGGACAACAAAUGUAUCAUUGCCUAAUCUAUCUGGGACAACAAAUGUAUCAUUGCCUGAUCUAUCUGGGACAACACAUGUAUCAUUGCAUAAUCUAUCUGGGACAACAAAUGUAUCAUUGCCUGAUCUCUCUGGGACAACAAAUGUAUCAUUGCCUGAUCUGUCUGGGACAACAAAUGUAUCAUUGCCUGAUCUGAAGCACUCCCGUUAUUUCUUAGAACUUAAAACCAAACUUUAGAAACUUUCUGUUCAAGGAUGCUAUAAAAAACUUUCUAUUCAAGGAUCCUAUAAGAAACUGAACUUUCAGAAAAUACAAUAUGACACAUACACUGUAUCAUCUAAUGCAGCAGUUCUCAACCUGUGGGUCGCUCGACCCUUUCCCAGGAGUUGCCUAAGACCAGCGGAAAAUACAUAUACUCUACAGUUAUGAAAUGGUAUCGAAAAUAAUUUUGUGGUUGGGGGGUCGCCAAAACACGAGGAACUAUAAGUAAGGGUCGUGGCAUUAGGAAGGUUGAGAACCACUGAUCUAACGGGUAUAGAUUAUUGUAUCAUUCAUGCAGUAUGUUGUACCGUAUCAGUUGACAUAUGCAGUGCAAUGGUCACCUCCAGGUCACAGUGAUAAUUUUGAUCCUGGAAAGUGUCACCUGGUGAUAUCAUUUGAAAUGACCUGACGCUUCUGAACAUCUCUUGCCCUCAGGGUGUCGACGGAGUCUGCGUGUGUGCUGCCCUGACCUCUGGGUAUUGCAUGAUUGACAUGGACAGCGGACACAUAACUGACCUCUUCCCCAUUGACUCGGAACAAACUCACCCGGUCAUCAAACGGAUCAGCAAAGUACGUUUACAGUGUCAGAAUGUUUAUUGUUUGAUUUUUUAAUUUUUUAAAAAAAAUUGAAUUUUGAAGUAAUAAAAACUCGGCAUUUAAUUAUGUAAACUUUAUUCCAGGAAGAAUUUUUACUAAGUGGCCCAAGCGCCCUGGGGAUAUUUGCUACCACCGCCGGUGUCUCCCAGCGUCCACCUAUGCAAUGGUCAGAUGGCUUGUCUGCAGUUUGUUUUGUCCACCCGUACAUCCUUGCUAUGAAUGAUGAGUUCAUCACAGUGCACAGGUGGGGUUUAUCUUUUUAAUAAGUUCAACUCAAGCCAAAACAUUCAUUGCUUAGUAUUAUCAUGUGUUGUCUUAAUUUUGCUGGGGGUUUAUUAUGCUGGCAGGUUCUCGAGACAAAACUGUUGUGCAAAAAAAAGAAAGAAAGAAAUUUGCCCAGGGGUCUUGACCUGAUAGCAUUUUCACCUCUUAAAUGACAUUGUGAUUUAAAGAUUAUAUGACAUGGUGAUUCAUAGAUUGUAUUACACGAUUUAAAGAUUUUAUGACAUGUAAUUUAAAUAUAUGAUGUGAUUUAAAGAUUAUAUGACAUGUAAUUUAAAUACAUGAUGUGAUUUAAAGAUUAUAUGACCUGGUGAUUUAAAGAUUAAAUGACAUGAUUUAAUUAUAAGAUGAUAUGACAUGAUGAUUUAUAGAUGAUAUGACAUGGUGAUUUAUAGAUGAUAUGACAUGGUGAUUUAAAGAUUAUAUGACAUGGUGAUUUAUAGAGUUCUAACGUAUCACUCAGCCUAGCUCAUUGUGGUCAGUCUAGCCGUUAUGUCAACAAUCUUGGCCAACAUUUCAUGUACCAGCGUUUCAGGUCAGUCCUCUCAUUUCAGCAUCCUGGACCAGCAGCAGAAGCAGGCCAUCCCUUUCCAAGGCGGUGUUUUCCUUGGUGACUUUGACGGCAGAAUCUUUGUGGCCUCCAGCCGGGAGAUUUAUUCACUAGUCCCGAUUCCUUUUGAAAAACAGGUCAGCCGUUGGUUUACUGAUGGCAUAUUUAUACAUACAUCAUUUAUAUACAUAUUUUUUUAUAAUUCAACUCCUAUUUGAUUUGAGUGUGGAGGCACGUCCCCAGUUUCCUCUACCUCGCAUGGGUGUGAAAGUGCUGGGUCUCCAGACUCAUAUCCUCAAUAGCCGCUACAUGCCUCAUAUUAUCCAUUGUCUCUCUGUACAGUAUGUAACACCAACAAUAUUCAGGCUGAUGCAUAAAGCUUGGAGUGUAGUUUGAAAGAGGCUGGGAGUUUGAGCCCAUUUGUUAAUGUGUAUCUUCUAUUUCCUUCUUCUUCUUUCUUAUAUUUGAGGGGCCCACGAUCAAUUUGUUGAUCAUUCUGGCUCCUGGUUUUAAUUCAGAGUUUGCCUUCUCUUAGAUGGGUUGCCGUCCAAGGCUAACGAGUCCCAUCCACCCGGGGUGCUUGGGAUGGCUUUGAUGGGGAUUGAACUCCAGACCAACGGCUAUUUGGUUUGAGACAGUUUAGACCGCUCGGCCACCCAGCACCCUAUUUGCUAUAACUCAAAUCUGAUCUUUUAUUCUCUUAAGUGAAUACAUGUGAAGAUAUAUAUAUAUAUAUAUCAACUUUUCUUAAAUGUCUGUAUAUGACAUCACAUGUGUGUGCUUCAAAUUUUUUCUGAACUUUAGAUUCAAGCCUUGCUGGCAGACAAGCGUGUGGGUGAGGCCCUAGACCUGGCAAGAAAUGCCAAUAAAACUGGCAUGACCAGAGACAAGUUUCUCAAAGUAAGGAGUUGUUAUUAUUUAAUGAAUACUUUCACCAUUUCUAUGUUAAAAUAAAAAGAGAUUUGUUGUUACAUUAUUGUAUUACUGCUUAGUUCUUUGGGAGUAACAAAUGGUGUUCAUUUUUUUCAAAUGAAAUAUAAGAUGUUGUCAACAACGUUAUAUGAUUAUUCCAGAUGUUUAAAAGAAUUCAGCAGCAGGCCGGUUUUAUAGAGUUUUCUCGUCAACAAUUUGAAGAAGCAAGUCAGCUGUUUAAAGAGAGUGCAAUGGAUGUCAGAGAGGUAAUGGCAGAUGUUGUUAUAAUAGAUGUCAGAGAGGUAAUGGCAGCUGUUAUAAUAGAUGUCAGAGAGGUAAUGGCAGAUGUUGUAAUAGAUGUCAGAGAGGUAAUGGUAGAUGUUGUUAUAAUAGAUGUCAGAGAGGUAAUGGCAGAUGUUGUAAUAGAUGUCAGAGAGGUAAUGGUAGAUGUUGUUAAAAUGGGUUGUAAGAGACCUGUACCCCCACAACCUGCCCAACCAUUGACUUAUAUAACACACCUGUCCCACCAUUUCCACAGAUAAUCUGCCUGUACCCCCACAACCUGCCCAACCAUUGACUUAUAUAACACACCUGUCCCACCAUUUCCACAGAUAAUCUGCCUGUACCCGCACUAACUGCCCAACCAUUGACUUAUAUAACACACCUGUCCCACCAUUUCCACAGGUAAUCUGCCUGUACCCCCACUAUCUACCCACCAAUGUGAACUUCACCAGGUCAGUGCCUCCACUCCAUGAAAUAGCAGACAUUAAUCAGCUCUCCAAGUCAGAUGAAAGCAUCAAAGCAGCCUACAAGGAAUUUCUAAGGACUUUCCUGGAAGACAUCAGAGGGACAAAUUUAGCUCAUGGAUACAAAAGGGUAUUCCCUAUUUCUUGUUUCAAUCUUUACAAAGCCCCGCACCUGGCAUACAUUAAGUACUGUUGACUUUUAUCAAUGCCCAUUGAUUGUAAGGGAUUUGACCAGCUGUGUUUGGAAUAAGCUGCCAACACCAUUACCACCAGCCCUCCCCCAAAGCCUGUCAGUCUAAUCUAAUAAGGCUGUUGAAAUGACAUCCACAGACCUGGUCACUACCACCAGCCCUCCCCCAAAGCCUGUCAGUCUAAUCUAAUAAGGCUGUUGAAAUGACAUCCACAGACCUGGUCACUACCACCAGCCCUCCCCCAAAGUCUGUCAGUCUAAUCUAAUAAGGCUGUUGAAAUGACAUCCACAGAUCUGGUCACUACCACCAUCCCUCCCCCAAAGUCUGUCAGUCUAAUCUAAUAAGGCUGUUGAUAUGUACAAUUUUGAGAUGACUUUUAAAAUCGCCAAGACCUGUCAGAAUUACGCUUUUAAGAGAUCAGGUUUUAAAAAAAAAACUAUAUUCCUGUGGUUUCUCUGAUUAAAAGAAAAUUGUUAAUACAUUUUCGGUUGUUAGAUUUACUCCUUUCUAUAGCCCGCGUUGAAUUGAACGAGAAAUACAAUUGUUUGGGGAUUAUCCAUGAUUAUAUUUCGUACGCACAGAAAUGGGUAGGGAGAGGUGGUGCUGAUUUAGGAGUGUGCUGUUGUAUAUGGUAAAUAGGGGGGGGGGGAAUUAUUUUAAAAGGCUAUAAAAUAAGAGCCUCGUUUGGCAAAGACGGGAUAAAAUAAGAGCCUCGUUUGGCAAAGACGGGAUAAAAUAAGAGCCUCGUUUGGCAAAGACGGGAUAAAAUAAGAGCCUCGUUUGGCAAAGACGGGAUAAAAUAAGAGCCUCGUUUGGCAAAGACGGGAUAAAAUAAGAGCCUCGUUUGGCAAAGACGGGAUAAAAUAAGAGCCUCGUUUGGCAAAGACGGGAUAAAAUAAGAGCCUCGUUUGGCAAAGAUGAUACUGGGCUAUCAGUUUCUAGUUUUUUUUCUGAUGGAUUAUUUUUCCUUUCCAUGCCCAGGAAGUAGAUGUAGCGCUGUUAAAGCUGUAUGCAGAGUCCACCCCCGAGAAACUCACGGAGCUGAUCUCUGUGGAUACUGGCUGUGACCUGGAAGACUGUGUCGAGUGGUUGGAGAAACAUCAGCGACUGCAUGCGCUGGGGCUGCUGUACCAGCGGCAUGGGGAGAGUGACAAGGCGCUCGGGGUGUGGGCAAGGUGUGUAAAAGUGUUAAGUAGUUCAGGCCUGGUUCAGCGGCAGGGGUAGGAAGAGCAUUAUUUUCUCAGUGACUCACACUAAUAAAUGUUACUUUGAUUCUAACCCAGAGUUGCCAAAUAACAAUACCAAGUCAAGUACUCUAAAAUUGUAUCCAACAAAAAGUGUCUGCCCUAAUUUUGUUAUUUGUCAGUGGAGACCAGUGUGUUCAUAGCUGUAUCUUCUUUAUUUGCAGACUCGUAGACAGCAAAACGAAUGACCCCAGUUUUCCUGGCUUGGAAUUCGUUGUCACAUUUCUAUCCAGGUUAGACACCUCAUAACUCUAGCCAAAAUGAUAGAGAUAAUAUUAAUUGCAUCACUGUCAUAAACUUCAGACAUAAACUUCGUGACAUCGCCAGCGAAAGUCUCACAUAUACUUGGUGACUUAACCAGCGAAAGUCUUACAUAUACUUAGUGACAUCACCAGCAAAAGUCUCACGCAUACUUAAUGACAUCACCAGCGAAAGUCUCACACAAACUUUGUGACAUCAUCAGCCAAAGUCUCACACAUAUUUAGUGACAUCACCAGCGGAAAUCUUCAGAACAAAAAUUAGUUACAUCCUUAGCUUUAUCAAGUUAAUUUUUUUUUUUUUUUUUCCCCCAAAUUUGUAAACAUAUUUUUUGGCUGGAACAAAGGUGCUCAAACCUAAAAAUUAGUUAAACCCUUAGCUUUAUCAAGUUAAUUUUUUUUUUUUUUUUUUUCGCCCAAAUUUGUGAACAUAUUAUUUGGCUGGAACAAAGGUGCUCAAACCGUUUUUGUGGGUGCAGCCCAUCUGGAGAAUUAUAUUAUGGCCCAUAUGACCAUGGCAACAAAAACAAUAAUAAAGAUCUCACACUACAGCAUAAACUCUCUGAUACAUAGUAAUCAAUAUUGUUGAUUGAAAGUAGUUUGAAUAAUGAACACAUAUAGUAUUUAAGCUGUAUGUGUGAUGAGCAUGUUGAAAGUCAAUCAACUUUUAUUGUUUUUUUUCGACCGCAGCCUGGCUGAUCAUGAGCUGUUAUGGAAAUAUGUCGACUGGGUGCUGGAAAAAGAUGAAGAGCUCGGUGUUCGAGUAAGCAGUUAGUAACUAAUAUGUUGUCAUGUUACUUUACGUUUUAGAUAGUUAAUAAUAAAUUCUCUGUGUGUGCAUGUAUGGCUGUAAUGCUGUGUGCAAUAGGUAUGCAAAAUAAAAUCCCCAGCAGCUUGCACCGCAAAGUCAGUUACUUGAAUGCAUGUUUUUCCCCAAUUAACUAGAGUAGAUGGAAAGUUUGCGGAGUGCCACCGCCUGUGUUUGGCGGGUAGUUUCUAGUUAGGAAAUAAAGAACAGAGAAUUUUUUUCAUGCUGUUAUUGUAUGUUCAAUACAGACAAACUAUUGAUUUAUCAUUACAGACAAACUAUUGAUUUAUCAAUACAGAUAAACUAUUGAUUUAUCAAUACAGACAAACUAUUGAUUUAUCAAUACAGACAAACUUUUGAUUUAUCAUUACAGACAAACUAUUGAUUUAUCAAUACAGACAAACUAUUGAUUUAUCAAUACAGACAAACUAUUGAUUUAUCAAUACAGACAAACUAUUGAUUUAUCACUACAGAUAAACUAUUGAUUUAUCAAUGCAGACAAACUAUUGAUUUAUCAAUACAGACAAACUAUUGAUUUAUCACUACAGAUAAACUAUUGAUUUAUAAAUGCAGACAAACUAUUGAUUUAUCAAUACAAACUAUUGAUUUAUCAGUACAGACAAACUAUUAAUCAUAAAUGGAAAUGAUAGAAUCUAAUUUUUUAAAAGGCAGCCUGUCGUAAUUUAACAUUUACAGCUGAAUUUUGAGUGUGACAAAAAAGGCGUGUAAAAAAAACCAACCAUUGUGUAAAAAGCAACCAUCAUGUAAAAACCAACCAACAUGUCCUUUUAGAAUUCAUUGAUCUACCCUGCAGGUAUUCACCGACCGACCAGCCAAUGAGGCCCAGUCAGAAAGGCUGCGACCAGAGACAGUGGUGGACUACCUGCACAGGUUUCCCAGAGCUGUUAUAACCUACCUGGAGUACCUUAUAUUUCAGAGAAAAUUAGAGGUAAGCCCAAGUUGUGUUGGGUUUGAUCGCAGGAAAUGUGACCAGUGAAAUGAUUUGAAUGGCAUGUCAACACAAGGUCAUCUCCUGUAAUACUCAUGUGGACCAGAAUGUAUUUUGCUGAAGGCAUGACAUGGAUAAUUCAUAACAUGGAUGGUAUUUUAAAGAUGACCCCAUAUUAUGAUAUAAAAUGAAUUCGUUGAGUUGGUGAUAACAGCUGGUACAGCACAAAUUUUUAAAGUUUGACAUUUAGGUAACCUAUGAGUGGUACCAGUGUGACAUUUGGAUGACCUAUGAGAUUUGCCAGUCUAACAUUUACCUGACCGAUAAGGGUUACCGGUUUGUGCCAUAAUCAGUCCCCUUCCAUUAUUUACUUUGUUCUUUUGACAGAAAGAAAAAUACCACACCCACUUGGCCGUUCUUUACUUGGAGGCUGUGCUCAAGUUAAUGGAAACCAACAACGUUAAAAAGGAAGAAUUAGAUAUUGCCAGGUAGGCAUAAAUUUGGAUUUGUGUUUUAGCCUCAAAUACUACUGUUGGUGCUAAUAUCUUGUUCUCAUCAGUUAGUCUGUGCAGUGUUUCAAUUCUCAAGUAAAAUCAUUUCAUAUGAUCCUGUGUGAUUUUUACUAUUUUUUUUGCACAAAUUUUCUUCAUAUAAUAUUGUAAAAAAGUAUUAUAUGCAUUCCAAUACCGUCAACCGUACAUGCUCAUCUAUCAGUGGAUCUCUUCUGUAAGUCAAGGGCGGUUUCUUUUAACCAAAAUCAUGAAAAAUGCUGUGACUCUGCAAAUAAGCUUUGUGGAAGUUGUUUUUAAUUUGAUCUAUUCUUUAAGACAUGAGCUGUAUAAAAUUUAAUCGUUCAAAUGUAUCGUUCAGGUCCAAGCUUCGCCACAUGCUUCAGAUCUCCAACUUGUACAGGGUCCAGCUCAUCCUGGGGAAGGCCAAGGAGAAGGACAUGCAUGCGGAAUGUGCAAUUCUUUAUGGCAAGGUCAUUGUUGUUUAAGUUUACUCGGUCUGACCACUCUGUCAGGUCAUUGUUUAUAUUUCCUCUAGCUCUGAACGUGAGAACUCUAAGUUUCGUCUCGCACAUAAGCUAAGCUGUCAAGAAUCAUAAGAUAAUUAUUUUUUUUUUAGGCAAUGGUUACAAUUGACAAUCUAAUUGGACAUUUUAAAAAAUAAUCAACCCAUUAGAAAUUAAAAAUUUAAGACAUCCUGAUUGUUUAUGCUUAGAUGUUGGACUAGGACUUGAAUUGUGUUUGUAGAUUUCAAUGUUCAUCACCCUCUCUUGUGUUAAACUUGCUUGUUUUUUAUCCAGCUGGAAGAGCACGAGAAAGCCCUGCGCAUCCUGGUCCACAAACUAAAAGACUACGGAGGAGCCGAGAACUACUGCCAGGUCAACUCGCAAGGCAAGGAGCCCGGCUACAGGAAGCGGUUGUUUCACAUACUCCUCAGUGUUUACCUGGAUUCUUCUUACGAGUAAGUUUCAUCACCCUUUUCCAGGGGGGUGUGCCCAUGUUUAACUGAAUCCUACCCAUGUGUAAGUUUCAUCACCCUUUUCCAGGGGGGUGUGCCCAUGUUUAACUGAAUCCUACCCAUGUGUAAGUUUCAUCCAUUGCCAGAUGGUAUUACUCAGGGUCAUCACUGUCAAACAUUCUGUGGUCUGCCACUGUCUUUAUCAUCACUGUCAAACAUUCUGUGGUCUACCACUGUCUUAAUCAUCACUGUCAAAGUAUUCUGUGGUCUCCCACUGUCUUUCUCUCUAUGAACAUUCCUAUUUAUAAUGUUUUUCAAUCUAUCAUUCCUGGCCACCAAGGACUACACAAAUUAGUACACAAACACUCCAACCAAAAGUUAUACUGUUGAUAUUCUCACAAACACUCACGAUAACGGAUUCUCACCUCAUCAGCCAUCCCCUAUCCAGUUUGACCAUUCACUUUUGACCUUUUGAAACAUUUGUUGUUUUGUUUUUAAAGAAUACAUUAAUUAUCCAAUUGAAUGUUCAUAUAGAAGUGUAAAACCAAGGAAUUCAUGGUUUUCAAUUUAUACAUUGUUGGCAAUCUGUUAAAUUGAGACACUAAUAAAACAAUGUAAAAUAUAAUCCUAUUAGUUUAGUGAAAUUUCCACUGAACGUGUUAAGGACAUGUUUGUUCAAAGUAGACACCUAUUUUAAAAUUGAUAUUUUAUUUAAAUUAGCCUGUUGGAUUUGACUGCUACCCGUACAUCAAGUGUUUUAAGUUGUGACCCUCUUUAUCUAUAGGAGGAGAGACACCUUGGUUGCUCCUGCCAUGGCUUUGCUCAACAGUUCAGUAGCUGACUUUGAUACAAUCAAGGUCGGUAUUGGUGUCAAUGACAUUAUUUUGAAGGAAUAAAGUAAAAAUGUAAUCAUUUGCAGCCAAUUCAGUUGUGUUUACAAAUGUAAGAGAUAUAAACAUCUCAAUAAAAAUAAAAUAAUUUAAAGUACAAACUGGCAAGAAACAAAACUUAACUAGAAAAUUAUAUAAGAAAAAUACUGAGAUGGUGGCAGCCUAAACAAAUAGCAUGUUAAGAAAACCUGUAGUGAAAAAAAAUCAGGUCAGGUUUCUUGUAAACCAAUGGGUAUCUUUUUUAUUUACGGAAAAAGGAGAAGAAAAAAAAUAAAUCCCAUCUCAUUAAUAUCUUUGGGUAUUUUGGUGGAUUAAAAAACAUUUUAACUGUCAAAAAGAUUAUGUAACAUUUUAUUUGUCCACUGUAUAUUGAUUUUGUUUGUUUCCUAAUGUAUCCACCCAGGUUCUCCAACUCCUGCCAGAGAGCUGGUCGGUCGGUCUACUGUCCCAGUUCCUGACGCGGGCCAUUAGGAUGAGCAUGCACAACUGCAGAAUGACACGGCUCCAGCGCAUGAUGGCCAGGGGAGAGAACUUGUUGAUCAAACAAACCUUCAUUGAGAUGCAAAGGGAUGCAAUCAUAAUGAAUGACGAAAGGUUAAAUUUAAAAUUUUUACAAAAAAAUCUUGUAUGAAAUUUGUGGAAAUCAGAAAACUAUAAUUCCUCUAAAUAAAAUUCGCAGCUGUGAAUGUGAGUUGGACUUAAAGGGCAGUACUGCAGUUAUUGUAAGGGAAAUGUUGACGAGGAGAAAUAACGAUCAGAGCCUUGAAAUGCCAGUUCCCAGAAUGCACUUUGCAGAGCACAUCUUCUUCUGCCACAGAAGAGUUCAGCUGUGGCCCCCUAUAAACUAAAGAUACUUAGGAGGAAAGCCUUGGCUGGGACCUAGCUAAAGGACUUACAAUGUUCCAAAAGGCUCUACUAGAGGCAAAGUCCAGGACAAAGUUGAUACCAGUAUCUGCCCAAAAUGUUCCUUAAAAUUAUUGGGGGAAGAAAACGUAAAAGAAGAAUUUAUAUAAAUAUGAUUGUAGAACAGGGACUAGAACUACCGUCAAACGGAUUCUUACCUGUGGUUCUAUCCUAUACUACUAUCCUGUACCAAUGGCCUUUGAGCAUUAAAAAAUCUAAUUUAAACACCAUCUCUGAGAUUUUUUGAUAACUCCUUCUUUAUCAGGAGCCAUUGGUGCAAGUUGGUGACCGAUACAAGGUUCUGAGUAACAUGAUUAAAGAAAGAGGGAGAUUUUGAAAUUAUUUGUGUUUAAAAUAUGCUUAUUUUAUUUUCAGAGUCUGCGCAGUAUGCAACAGAGCGUUCAAUGACCCGUCUUUUGUCCGCUACCCAAAUGGAAUAGUCACUCAUGUCCACUGUGCCAAGAACAAGUAUAUAUGUCCAGUCUCUGGCAAACUGUUCAGUGCUGGAAGAAGAUGACAAUUACUCAAUGGCUAGAUGGACUGGAAGUGGGCAAAUGGUUUUCCUUUGCAGCAGUUUAUUGAUUGUAUUUUUGUUGUUAUGGGGGUGUCAACUGGAAGAAAAGUUGUUAAUGGUUGCUCCAGCUUUGAAAAUAUGUUUGUACACGGCACAUUACCGUCAGCUCAAAUGUAAGAAAGUAAGAUUUUUUAUUUGGCUUUAAUGUAACAGCAAAAGAUUUUUCAAAAAUGAAUUGAUCACUUGUUGGGAUUAGCGGGCACGAUGAAUCUUCUCCCCCUGCCCUAAUGCCACCCUUUCUUUUACCGGGUGUCGUUGUCCCAUGUCUGUUAUCACAGGACUGGUUUGAGAAAAGGUCGGAUUCGAGCACAGCUCUCAGGAGCAAAUUAUGCAAGUUUAUCUUAAUGUGUUUCUGUAUGUACGGAGCUACAACCAUCAUGUGGGGGUGGUCAUGGUUUAAAUACUGAUCAUACAAAU